Molecule: messenger RNA, 4565 nt
Organism: Apis mellifera (honey bee)
Lineage: Eukaryota; Metazoa; Arthropoda; Insecta; Hymenoptera; Apidae
Gene: Eaat2
Product: excitatory amino acid transporter
Exons: 10
Coding region: 149-1645 (498 amino acids)
Biological process (GO): L-glutamate transmembrane transport
Cellular component (GO): plasma membrane
Molecular function (GO): glutamate:sodium symporter activity; neutral L-amino acid transmembrane transporter activity; L-glutamate transmembrane transporter activity
Source: RefSeq, a predicted model, not a curated record
CCGGGGCCCCGCCGUUAACCGCGAGAGAUCGCGAGAAGGGAACUUGGCAGAAUCGGCGGGGCGAUCGCCCAGAGGAUCGGCCUCCUCGUGCGCGACCGGCUCCACCACCACCACCACCAUCUACGCCGCUUACUGGCGGCCUGGUGAAAUGGAGGAGAAGUCCUCGGCUCGGUUCUCCGAGUACUUGUUCGCCAAGAUGGAUGGCCAGGACGUGUCGGCCUCUCAGGGUCCCCGUAAGGUGACCGCCGACACCAGAAAAUUCAUGCGGGAGAAUCUUCUUCUCAUAGUUACCCUUUCCGGUGUCCUCUUCGGCGUCGUACUCGGGUUCGGUUUACGACCCUUGGGCCUCGGCGAUGACGCAGUUAUGUUAAUCAGUUAUCCCGGAGAGCUCUUCAUGAGGUUGUUAAAGUUAAUGAUCUUACCACUGGUGAUUGCCAGCCUUAUAUCGGGCUCGGCGAGUUUGAACGCGAGGAUGAACGGGAUGAUCGCCGUCCGAACAUUGGUGUACUUUAUACUCUCCUCCUUGUUGAACGCUGUCCUCGGUGUUGUCCUGGUUCUGCUCAUUCAUCCGGGUAAUCCUGGAAUUAGGAAAUCGAUCGCGACCUCGCACAAUGGAAGAGCCGUGAACAUCUUGGACAGCCUUCUCGAUUUGGGAAGAAAUAUGUUUCCGGAUAAUAUAUUCCAAGCAGCUUUUCAGCAGGCCCACACGGUAUACGUUCCAAAAACGCCGCCCUUCCAGAACCUCACCUCGGUUUCGAUAUCCUCGGAUCCCGUAAUCGGCGACGAGGAACUGAUGAGAGUGACGCAGUACAGAAGCGGGACUAACACGCUGGGCAUAGUUUUCUUCUGCCUGGUGUUCGGCACGUUCUUGGGCACCCUCGGGGAGAAAGGCCAAAUCGUGAUCGACUUCUUCAAAGCUGUGUUCGAAGUCAUCAUGAGAAUGGUGUCUACGGUAAUGUGGAUGACACCUGUGGGCAUCACCUCCGUGAUAGCUGGGAAAAUAUUGGGCGUCGCCGACUUGGCGUUGGUGAUGUCGCAGCUCGCCUGGUUCAUCGUCACGAUCGUGAUCGGUGUGUUUUUCUAUCAGCUGGUGAUCAUGCAGCUGAUCUAUUUGGCCUUCGUGAGAAAGAACCCCUUUAAAUUCUACGCCGGCCUCGCCCAGGGUACACUCACCGCCUUCGCCAUGGCAUCAACGGCUGCCGCACUUCCCGUUACUUUCCGCCUGAUGACGGACAAACUUCGAGUCGAUCCUAGAGUGACCAGAUUCGUUCUGCCGAUCGGUUGCAAUAUUAACAUGGACGGGACGGCGUUGUUCGUGGCCGUGGCGAGCAUAUUCAUCGCCCAGAUGCACGGGAUCGCCUUGGGAUUCGGUGAAAUCAUAACUGUUAUCUUAACCUCGACCGCUGCGUCGGUGUCGUCGGCGUCGGUCCCAAGCGCGGCACUGGUCCUCCUCCUGGUCGUGUUGAGCGCCAUCAACGCACCCGUCUACAACGUCUCCCUUCUCUUCACCAUCGAUUGGUUCGUCCGUGGUCGAGCAGUUGUCGAAAAAGGAAUUGAUGGCGCUGGACGCGGCAGCCUAUCAAUCGGAAACCGUUUUGCCCACAACGAUCGCGAACGGAUGCAUUUCCGCAAACAGGGUACCUGAUCCCGACACCAUCGUCGUCGAGAUGCAAGACGACACGAGGAUAGCCGGCGUCGCCAAGUAAACAAGCUUGUUGGUAGGGCUAGGCUAUCACUUUGUAAGAUUCGCAACGAUCGCGAUACCAUUUCUCUUCCGUUUCUCUCUUUUAUUCGUCGCUUUUCUAUUUCCUGUGAAAAGAAAAGAUUAUUUAUUCGCGAAACGAUUCGAUAUAUAUAUACCAGGCCGUUCCUCACGGUACGUAGAAACGUUUCUUUCUCCAACCAUUUCACGCCAACCAUUUCACGCAUAACACGAGUUCAUCGUCCGAGAAUAAGAAAAAAGGGAAAGAAAUUCUUUCUGUUGGGAAGCGCAACAACAAUCCUUUUCGCAAUAUUAUCGACCUCUUCGAAUCAUCAGCGCGAUGGGGCUAUGCUUAUCGACCGGAUAAUACCUUGCUGUAUCGCGUUGCGUUCGAAUUAUCGAUCUGUCGUGGAGAGAGGAUCCAUCCAACUCACUCUCGUAUCGACGAAUUGUUCUCGAAUUGCACGACGAGAGAGAGAGAGAAGGAAUCGUCGUUGUAUCUUGCGCUCCAAUUCGAAAUGUCUCGGGGGAGAUAAAUAUAAAUAAGUUAAGUUAAAUAACUCGAAAUUAAUUAUUCGGGUAGAGAAGAAUAAAUUCUGUGCAUCGGUCAACCGCAACAUUUUUUUUCGAAACGUUCAUUCCUCCAUCAUGCGAUCAUCUUCCACACACGCAUACAUCACACACACGCGUACUCAUCACGAGCUCAUCACGCUUUGUUGAAAAAGUGCCGCUUCGAAUCGAGCGCGUUAGCUAGCACGCGGGGGCAUCAUCAUUUCGAUCUUGUUGUUUCGUUUCAGCAUCAGCGUGUUGCAGAUACCGAGGAGCGUGACGGAAGAGACAGUUUGACCUGUGGCUUCGCUACGAAAACAUAGUUUAGCUUUAAGUUACGCCAUCUAGAGAGAGAAAGAGAGAGAGAGAGAAUGCGUUCAUUGCGGGGAUCAAAAAGAAAAAGCGGCUACAAAGAGAAAAAGCAAAAAAAAAAAAAAAAAUGUCAUGUUUUUCUAUUUCUCUCACGAGUAGUGUCGUAAUGAAUUACGACACCACUGCUGUCUCAAAAACGAAUAUCAAAUAAGCAAAGUCAAUAUCUUGGAGGAGGUGCGCUACGCGAUUUAUCGUCGUUUAGUGCUAUGCGAGCAUAGCAAUAACUUUUGUAGUGGCUUCUUCGAGCGAGUUGAGAGGAGGAUUAAAAAAAAAAAAAGGAAAAAAAAGAAAAAAAAAACAUGUAUGUAUGUAUGUCGCGAGAUCAUCGAUUUUUGUUGCACUCUGAAAAUAUCGAACGAUCGCGUGAAUCCAGCGUCGGACGUGGUGCCUUAUUUUAACGUGGCAUGUGCCAUCCGAAAGUAGAAUUCGAUUUCCUUUUUUUUCGUUUUGUCGAGCGUAGGGCAACGUUUGCUCAUUGCCUGGUGGAAAAAAAAAAAAAAAAAAGAAGAAAAAAAUAUAUAUAUAUAUUUUUCGUGACCGAUCGUUGUACUGCCACAAAAUCUUUUUUACGAUGUGUGAGUCGAUGAUACGAAUUUUACGAAACGUUUAAUUAUUCGAGAAACCUUCUUCUUCUUCUUCUUCUUCUUCUUCUUCUUUUUUUCUUCGUUAUCGAACAGACAAUGAGCGAAAGGUUGCAUGGCGCCACGAUGACUUUAUGAUGACGCAUGAUCGAUGUCCCUUCUAUCAAUAUCCGAUCGAUCGUUGAUCGAAUUAUUUACGUGGAAGAAUAUGCGAAAAAAAAAAAAAGAAACAAACUGUUUUUUGCGUAGCGUUAGAAAUUCGUGAUAUCGAAUCGUCUAGCUAUGAGUAACAACACGAUAAUGUAAUAAUUUAUUAAUUAUACGUGUAUGCCGAUAAUGUCAGCGGUUUAAUACGGUUCGAUAAGAGAUAAUAACGUUCGUUAUGAACACUACCAAUGAUAAUACGUCGACCAAUAGCCGACGACAUUUUGAAGGAAAAAAAAGUAGAUUUCCUGUUUUUUUUUUUUUUUUUUUUUUUUUUCCCCUAGCUUUUAACGUACCGAAUUUCACUUGUGGACCAUGGACAAGUGUAGAUCGGUGCACAGAAAUCUCUCGGCUGUCGAUCGCUACGACGCGAUGUACGAUCGACCAUUUUUAAAAGAAUUCAAAGGAACAUUUUCCAAUCCCGAGAUAAGAUCUGACGAGGGUACCGCAUCUACGAUUUCUGCCUCUGUGUUUUCGAUUGAUCCUUAGGCCAAUUUGUAUUUCGAAGUUACUGUUUGCCGAACUUUGUAACACACAUCCGAGAAAAAAAAAAGAAAAAAAGAAAAAAAAAGAAAAGACGAUAUAGAAGCGCUCGUGAAAGAGCAGUUUUAAGACUGGACAUGCCAUUUGAAUUUACUUACGAUAUAUCGUUAUAGAAGAAUUCUGAAAAAGGGAUUCGCUAAUUUUUAGGCACUAGAAACGUAGGUCGAUACGUGUUCUCUCGUAGAGACUGUUUAAAUGUACAAAUUAACUGGAUAAAUAGUGUGCUUCGUAGUGAGCUUUUUCGUCGCUUGAAAGAACAACAAACGAUCGAAUGAUUUGUUUGUUUUUUUUUUUUUCUUUUUGAUCGAGAAAUAGUUGGAAUAAUUUUCGCGGCUUUUCUCGCUGUUUUUUCCGUUGAACGCGUUUCUUUUUCCUUGCUUAUUUCCGUUCUCGAAGGCGAUCGAAUGGUAUUUCCGUUGAACCGUUUCCAUUUUUUUUUCAAAGUUUGCGAUAACACGAAUUAUCACGCAUCAACGUUGAGUUUAUUAUUUACGAUCGAAUAGCGUGUAGCUAGAAUAGAGAGAGAGAGAGAGAGAGAGGAAGAGAGAAAGAGAGAGAGAGAGAGAGCGCUUUGCACUAAUAACCCGAAAAAGGGGGAGACAAAUAGAGAGAAA